AUGAAGGUCGGACUCGGCCUAAAGCUACAAGAAGCCUGGAAGAGGAACUUCGAAACACGACCAUCCUUGUUGGCCCCUGCCAUCAAUGCUGCCACCGAAACCAAAACCCUCGACGAGGACGUUUCCGAUGAGGGUGAAGGUCCCUUCAAGCAGCUUGCGAAAGAGCCUCAACAGCCCAAAGAUACGGCCCUGCAUGUGAAUACCUCGCUCGGCUACCGUGACGAGUGCAUCACAGUAGACGCUCGUCCCAACAACAAGGGUGAGUAUGUCCUCGUCAAAGGCUCCGAAGCGUUCGACCCCAGACAAGAUCCAAAGAAGGCGAGGAAGCCCAGCUCGCUGCUCGACCCUUACUGUCUUGUGGUAACUCGGCGAUACAACGUUGCUGGAAUGCUGGAAGGUAUCGUCCUAGAAAUCCAAUCGCAAGAGGUCAUCCGCAUUAUUCGUGAGAUCGUCACGUACUACCCCGACAAUUCAUUCCGUAUGGGAGACACGAUCAAGUGCGAAGAUCCACCCAAGCUCAUCUACUACUAUCGACAUGAGCUCGCAUCCUAUGCGGCUCGUCUUGGCAACGACCGCGCAGCAACCCACAUCGGCUUUGUCCUCAACUUCCUGCAAUCACACAUCGGGCACGAGAUAGAAAACUAUGAAGCGUUCCUCGCCAUGGGUUUGGUGUCGUUUAAACAUAUGUGGAUGAUAUUCAAGCCUGGGUCUUUGGUCUACCAUCGAGAGACGGACCAACUCUACUUCCUCGAAAAAGGGACCUACACAGAGACAGAGUGUGGACCAGUCUACGCGCUCGAAUGUCACUACGUUGACUACGACGGAAACAAGGUGGGCAAGGUCAAGCGCACAUUGGUGAUCAAAGCCUUCUCCAACCAGCGCGAGCUUGACAUGAUACCAACAAUCCCUCUCGACAAGCACUUGGAGCCAGAAGCACUGAAAGAAAGACUAAAGACCCGGGCUAAACGCUUCCUGGCUCUCCGAGGCAUCCAUGCUCUGCACCAUUCAAAGAAAGGCCGAGUCAUGGUCGACGCCAAGACGUUCCUCCGCCGAGCUCUUCCCGGAGAUGAGGACCUGCCGAACUCCCACAAACGGGGCAUUGUGGUCUACGAGGACUCCAAGUGCUGCUGCAAGGUCUGCCUCAAGGAGACAGAUGAGAAGCCAGAAGACUACGACCAUGAACUGCGUGAGAUCACCCACGACGAGAUGCUUUUGUGCUCCUCUUCCGUGUUGGGCUUUGCGCUUGGAUCGCACAAGUGGAUCCAGAUGCAGAUCGAUGACUUGACCGAAAUCCAUUGGUCUACCGAUGCUAUCGAUCGACUCGUCCUCGACAAACGCCAAAAGAGGGUCUUGUCCAGCCUCAUCAGUUCUCCCGUCUUCACUGAAGGUGUCGAUGGUGAUGUGAUCGGGUGGAAAGGCAAAGGCUUAGUUAUGCUCCUCCACGGCGCACCUGGCACCGGCAAGACUCUGACGGCUGAGUCUGUUUGCGAGUCGCUGAAGCGUCCUCUCUACAUUGUCAGUGGAGGCGAGUUAGGUGUUACUCCUCAGCAAGUCGAGAAGUCAUUGGAGGAGAUUCUCGAGCUCUCAAAGCUCUGGAAGGCAGUCAUUCUUAUUGACGAGGCUGAUGUCUUCCUUGAGGCGCGUAGUGCGCAUGACAUCGUUCGAAAUAACUUUGUCUCUGUCUUCCUCCGCCGCCUCGAAUACUUCGAAGGCAUCCUCAUGCUCACCACCAACCGCGUCGAAGAAUUCGACGAAGCCUUCAUCUCCCGCAUCCACCUCGCGCUCAACUAUCCCGAGCUAGAGCCCUGGAUGCGAAAGGAGAUCUGGGUCAACGCUCUCAAACGAUUCCCCGCUGACCAGCUCGCGAUUGACACCGCUGCGGAUCUAGAAGAGAUCUCGAAGGUUCCCCUGAACGGACGUAUUAUCUCGUACGCAGUGCGAACUGCAAAGGCCAUUGCGGACGAGGACAAGACGAAGUUGGCUGUCAAUCAUCUGUGGGACGUUGUGAGCGUUCAGCAGAAGUUUAAUGAUCAUUUGAGGUCCAAGAGGAACACGGCCGUUUAG
Messenger RNA from Zasmidium cellare ATCC 36951, 2064 nucleotides. RefSeq lists its product as uncharacterized. Bases 1 to 2064 code for a protein of 687 amino acids. The transcript has 2 exons. The record is from RefSeq and is a predicted model, not a curated record. NCBI's taxonomy places the organism in Eukaryota, Fungi, Ascomycota, Dothideomycetes, Mycosphaerellales, Mycosphaerellaceae. Gene Ontology annotation, molecular function: ATP hydrolysis activity; ATP binding.